Molecule: messenger RNA, 501 nt
Organism: Scheffersomyces coipomensis
Lineage: Eukaryota; Fungi; Ascomycota; Pichiomycetes; Serinales; Debaryomycetaceae
Exons: 3
Coding region: 1-501 (166 amino acids)
Source: RefSeq, a predicted model, not a curated record
AUGAUCUUAUAUCUGUUAGGAUGUCUUAUUGAUCUUGAAGUUGGUAUCUUUUAUAAAGACGAAGCUGUAUUUGAAGAUAUUUAUCAUUAUGCUAAAAUUAGUAAGAAAUAUGAAAAUAUUAAUGAAGCAACAGAACUGAUAUCAAAUUUACAAGAAACUUUGAAACUAGCUAAAUUUAAUAGUGGGUCUAGCUCAGAAAUUGCAGAAGCUAUUGUUGCAACUAUAACAGUUCUUGCAAUUUUUAUCAUAACUUUCACAAUGUCAGAUUCAUCAGAAUAUAAAAGAAACCAAGCGAAUUGGAACCAAGAAUCGUUCAAAAGAUUACAAGACAUUUCUAGAGACAUUAAUGAAUUAAGUAUUAGGUUUAGUCAAUUUCAACAGACAUAUAUAAGAGAAAUGGAAGAAUUACGUGAUAUUCAACCAAGUAUCGCACCAGUACUCUUGUUGUUGAUAUUUUAUGGAUUUGUUUACUAUAUGAGAAAUAUAGCUGAUUUAGAGUAG